Diaporthe citri is the source of this 1236-nucleotide messenger RNA. RefSeq lists its product as uncharacterized. NCBI's taxonomy places the organism in Eukaryota, Fungi, Ascomycota, Sordariomycetes, Diaporthales, Diaporthaceae. The transcript has 3 exons. The record is from RefSeq and is a predicted model, not a curated record. The coding region runs from base 1 to 1236 and encodes 411 amino acids.
AUGUCGUCUCUCAAGCAAACCCUCGUCCAAACGAGCGGCCUCCUGGCUGCACUUGCUGCCUCUGAUAGCUCCAACGGCGGCGCUGUCGACAGUUUCACGGAUCCCACUACGGGAAAGACGUACGACAUCGGCGUUGGAGACUUUGCGGACUAUGGAAACGCCACGGGAUUCUUUGCUCGCUUUAAUAUUCCCAUCACAACCCCAUCGGAGGCGUCCUCGUCAACUCCCCCAAGGCGCAUCGACUUCAGCACUGGCCAAGUACUCACCAACUACACCGCGCCAUCCACGGCGGACGUGCAUGCUGCUCUCCAGCGGUACGCCACAGUCGCGGAACAGUACGAGGACAUACUAGUCCCAGGUUACUGGAACUUUCCCGACGCAAGCGACAUUCCCGAGGACUUGCUGCUGAACUUUGGAGCGUUCGUCGAGAAGUACAACAUCUCCGCCGCGUUGCCCACCAUUUUCCAAAUUGCCGGAGCGAUGGGUCGCAUCGUGGACAAAGAAGUCCUGCCGGUGAUGCGAGCUUUCCCAGCACAGACUGCACGAACUAUCUUGGGCACUCAGAAACGAUAUGUGACCGUGUCAGGGCGCAAUCAGGAUAUUUAUGACGCAGUCGCUGAGUUCCUAGGCGACAAGGUCUACUACAGCACCCAGGCCAUCAGCUCGGUGCGCUCCGAUGCCGGCGUCGCCGUGACAGUCCAGGACGUGAACACCGGAGUACAGACCAUCAUUCAAGCCAAGAACCUCGUCCUCGGAAUCGCGCCUGACUCUUCCAAGUUCUCUAUCUUCGACCUUGAUGACCAAGAGCUCGGAGUCUUCAGCAAGCUCCAGUACACCCGCCAACAUGUCUUCGUCGCGUCAAGCCCGUCGCUUGAGACCAACACCAGCCUGGCGAACCUCCCCAUCUCGGCGGAUGACGACAGCCAGACACACUACCCAGACUACAACUUCACGGGUACUAUCUCCAGGCUGGCCCCAGGCUCCAGCCUCUUCCACCUCUCCGUGACCGUGACCGGGGACAACUUCCUGGGCCCCGAGGACGCCAAGGCCAAGCUCAACAGUGACAUCCAGACCUUGAUCGGAUCUCACAUCUUGCCCACCAGCAGCCAGGAACAGCUUGAUUUCAAGUUCGUCUCCGACCAUGGGUUCAUGCACGCUCGGGUGACGACGGAUGAUUACAAGGCCGGGUUCAUCCAGGACUUCCAGGCUCUACAAGGCCGUCGAUCCACGUGGUAA